AUGGCCUCGGACUCUUCCCCACCCCCAAAGUCCUUUAACCUCGCCAUCAUAGGCGGAGGCAUCUCAGGCCUCACCCUAGCCAUCGCCCUCCACACCCGCAACAUCCCCAUCACCGUCUACGAAAGCGCCGCUUCCUUCGGCGAAAUCGGCGCAGGCGUAGGCUUCGAGGCGAAUUUCGUGCGUACCAUGGACCUCAUUGCGCCCGGGAUUAAAGAGGGGUUCCUGCGCUGCAGUAAGAACCAGGAGAGCGUACCGCCGAAGUGGUUCGACGUAAGGGUGGGAGAUACGAGGAGAGCUGAUGGUGAGGGCGUCGUUCAUGAGAAGGGUGGUAGGAAGAUUAAGCUAGGGGAACCGAUUUUCACGAUGCCUGCGAGGGCAGGGCCAAGAGGGGGUGUGCAUCGCGCGCAUUUUUUGGAUGAGCUUAUCAAGCUUCUUCCUCAGGGGAUUGCGCUCUUCAAGAAAAAGCUUGUGGAUGUGUCUGAGGGGGAGGGCGGCGACGCGGUGUUGCACUUUGCGGAUGGCACUACGGCGCAGCACACGGCUGUCAUCGGUUGCGACGGGAUUAAAUCACGCACCAGGGAAAUUGUUCUCGGACUGGAAGACGCACGGCCUGUUUUCUCGGGGAAGUAUGCGUAUAGGGCUAUUGUGCCUAUGCAGAAGGCGCUUGAGUUUUUGGACGAGGAGGAAGCGACUACGCCGCAGAUGUACUGUGGGUAUAAAGGGCAUGUGCUGACGUUUCCCAUCGCGAAUGGCACGAUUUUCAACGUGGUGGCGUUCAGCUCGAGAUCCGAGUGGACCGACCCCGAGUGGGUGGUCAAGACGUCAAGAGAAGACAUGCUCGCGGACUACGCAGACUGGACCGAAAAGGUCAAAUGCAUCAUGGCUAACGUCAAGAAUCCGGACAUAUGGGCGCUGUACAAUCACGUUCCGGCGAGCACGUUCUACCAGGCGCGACCGCGAAUUUGCUUGCUCGGUGACGCAGCGCAUGCAACUACGCCGCAUCAGGGGUCUGGCGCGGGCAUGUGCAUUGAGGAUUGCUACGUGCUUGGCGAGCUUCUUGGCGAGAUAUCGAGUGCGGAUGAAUUGGAGAAAGUUUUUCGGGCUUACGAUGCAGUGAGGCGGCCGCGGGCGCUGAAGUUAGUGGAGACGAGUCGACAAGCGGGGAUGCUGUGGGAGUUUGAGGGGCCUGGAGGUGAUGAUCUCGACGCUUUUGAGAAGGAUGCUAUCUCUAGGAUGUCGUGGAUAUGGGACCACAAGAUUGAGCGGGAUCUCGAGAGAGCAAGGGAGUUGCUGCGGGCUUGA
Molecule: messenger RNA, 1302 nt
Organism: Didymosphaeria variabile
Lineage: Eukaryota; Fungi; Ascomycota; Dothideomycetes; Pleosporales; Didymosphaeriaceae
Exons: 2
Coding region: 1-1302 (433 amino acids)
Biological process (GO): secondary metabolite biosynthetic process
Molecular function (GO): FAD binding
Source: RefSeq, a predicted model, not a curated record